This is a messenger RNA of Nicotiana attenuata, 979 nucleotides long. RefSeq lists its product as uncharacterized. The transcript has a single exon. The coding region runs from base 308 to 787 and encodes 159 amino acids. Lineage: Eukaryota; Viridiplantae; Streptophyta; Magnoliopsida; Solanales; Solanaceae. The record is from RefSeq and is a predicted model, not a curated record.
GGCUUCACAGCAUUUUGCGAGCCCUUUUUUUAAUGCCAAACAAGAAAUUUAUAAAUACUCAAUAUAGUUGCUUUAGUUCCAGUCUUCAGAGUUCCUGCAAUCUUUUAUUAGUUGCUCCCCACUUGUCUGUUUUCUUUUUGCUAAUUAUUCUUUAUCACGUCUUACAUAUAUUUUAUAAUUAUCCACUAGUUGACUUGUAAGUUUUAUUUAUUUAUUUUCCCCCUGAUUAUAGCAUUGUCCACAAGCUAAGCGCUUGAGACUAAUUACCAGAUGAGAGAGGGCGCCUGAUCAGUUGUUCAACGUGAAAAUGAGCACAAAGGUUAGGAAAGAAAGCAGAAUUAAGAAGUGCAUAAAAGCACCGAUCAGAGUUCUGAUUAAAGCCAGGGAUUGCUAUGUCCAGAGCAUGACGGAUUGUUCUGGCAGAAUUGGCUAUGGCGGUAUGAGCUCAGGUCCUGCAGUUCCACAACUCUCCUCUUUGCCCAGAAGUUUUAGCGUCAACUCUUCUGUGUCAAGUGGAGAUGAAGACUUUAGGGAGCUGAUGCGAAUUGCUUCCAAAAGGAGUACACUUGUAAACGAGGUGGAAUUGGAACAUCUGAGGCGACAAUCGCCAAUUAAUAAUGGGGUGAAUGUUAAUGUGGUACCUCGGAGUCGUUCUGUUGCCAUCGGAAGAAUCGAUGAAGACAAGCCUUGUGAUUUUGGUGAGGAUGUCCUGGUGAAAACAGAUGUUUAUCCAAGAGCAAGUAGUAGAAGCUGUGCUGUUUCUUCUAGACAGAUUCCAAACAAAUAAAUCUAAAGAAGAAACAAACAUGGCAGGUCGCAGGCUUUGAGUUAGUUCUCGCGCUUUUCUUUCUCCCUCCGGUUAUCGACUGUUUCUUGGAUUGUAUAGUUGUUAUUCCUUCUUCCAAACUUGUCAUUUUAUGUUCAUUUAGCUGUAUAUAUAUAUAUAUUCCCCAUAUAAAAUAUUGCAUCUUUCAUUCCU